Molecule: messenger RNA, 240 nt
Organism: Macrosiphum euphorbiae (potato aphid)
Lineage: Eukaryota; Metazoa; Arthropoda; Insecta; Hemiptera; Aphididae
Source: the annotation of a GenBank genome assembly
AUGGGAAACCGUAGUAAAAAACGCGGAGCCACUCCUCCACAAAUCGUGUCUAAGAAAAACCGUCAUCAAUCCCCUCUGCCUCUACUAAAACCACCUUUGUCCACGGUCAAAGAAGAUCGAAACACAACGUACUCACCACCUCCCGUAACGACUAAUAAUGUAACCUCCGCUCCAGUACCGUUCACUACUAGACAACGUGAUGCUCCAGCCUCAUCAUCCGUCUCUGGUGAAUCCUUGUAG